Molecule: messenger RNA, 3389 nt
Organism: Scylla paramamosain (green mud crab)
Lineage: Eukaryota; Metazoa; Arthropoda; Malacostraca; Decapoda; Portunidae
Exons: 7
Coding region: 141-1658 (505 amino acids)
Source: RefSeq, a predicted model, not a curated record
AGAGAGAGAGAAAAAAAAAAAAAAAACAACGGACGGAAGUAGGGAAGAGAGAGAGAGAGAGAGAGAAAAGUGGCGGGACUGAACGAGAGAAAAGAGUUAGAGAAACCAAUUUUUCACUCAACUGACCCCAAGCUGACCUAAUGGCGUGUAUUAGAGCCGAUAUAGAACGUCUGGCAGUGCGUGGCGAGGCGGGGCUGUCCUGGAAUGAAAACGCAGCCAGUUUUGUGCUAACCAGUGAAACGCCCUAUGACACAGCCCUCGUUAGACUUAGUUCCAAGAUAGACGCGUACCUACUGCUCCUCAACAGACACGUGGCUAUUGAGGGCUUUACUGUAGACCUGGUGGAGGUGAGGGAGGAGGAAGAGGAAGAAGGCGGGGUAUUAAAUUAUAUCCAAGAACGGUUGGUUGGAAAAAGGAAGAAGGGAGAUGGGAAGAGCAAGGCGGAGGAGCGACUGCUGGAGGCGUGGCAAGUAUGUGAGGUUAGGGAUUACGGUGGCGUGCAUGUACUAGCCAAGGUCACCCCAGAGGUCAUGCCGCAGCACUGCAAUAAGGACAGGUACAGUGCCGGCCAGUAUGGGGAGGCACUACUGCAUGGCCUUCGCGCUUACUACAUGUUUGACUGCUGCCACGCACUCUUCCAGCCGGACGCAGUGGGGCUGUGGGGUGGCGGCGGCAGCGACUGUAUGGAGCCUGUCAUUAAGUGCUACCUGGUGUUGGCCUGGCGUAUAGCAGAGCAGGGGAAAGUUGGAGUCACUAGCAGGAUAAGACCUUCACUGACUGUCACUGCCACCACUGCUGCCACUGCCACUAAGAGACAAGGGCACAAGAGAGGCACAGAAACACAGAAUAUAGAUGAAGAGCCUCUCACCCCUGCAAAAAAGAAAAUGAAAGUUGGUGGCUGGGACCCUGCACCCCUACAGGCAUCCCCAGCCAAGGGAGGUUCAGAGGAGGUAAUUCUGACUCCAAAACAGAAGAGAGACAUAAUUCCUGUUGUGCAGUACAGCCCUGACAUCAUAAUCAAACAGGGAGUGACCCAUCCAAAACAUUCACCACAGAAAUCGACCAACCAGAGUCCAGGAUCUUCUGCAAGACAAACCAAUGAGAAGGUGACGCCACAGAAAUCAACCAAUGAGAGAACACCACAGAAAGCAGCCAGUCAGGAUGCAGAUGACCUUGGCGAGCUUGCUAACGUGACCUUUGGGUUUGAGAGAGCCACACCAAAAGGCAGGAGACAGACAACUCAGGGCACCCCCAGGAGGAAGAGCGUCUUGCUUCCUAAUUGGUCAGAGGAAGAGAAGAAUACAUUGAUGCGUUUCUUUGACACACUAAAUCCCAACCAUCCGGAACAGACUCGUGUGGCUCUGACCUGCAAGUUCGCCUCCAUGCAAUUUGGCCAAGAGCUUCCGUCAAAGCACCUUUACCAGAUGAUACAGCAGAAGGGCCGUUCUGUUCACCCUCCUCUUGACUCGUACACCCUACCUGGUGGACUGAAGGCCGCCCGAGCUGCUGCCGCUGAACUGUUUCACUCCCUCAACCCAAAAGUGACCGAGAGCAAGCGUGUCGCUUUCACGUGUCGCUUCAUGCAGACUCAGUAUGGAGUGGACAUUAAAUCAAAGGAGCUUUACAACAUCCUUAGUGGGGAAGGGAAGAUGAGGUAAGGGAGCGACGGCAAGGUGUAGGGAUGGCUGAAGGAUAUGUAGUGAUGUAAAGAUGGGUAGGGUGUAGAGAGAGGCCUGUGAGGUUGUAGAGACAGGGCUGUGAGGGUGUUAGGAAGGGUGUAGAGGUAGUGGAAGGGGUAGGGAGGGUGUAGGAAGGGACAGGGAGGGUGUAGGGAAGGCAGGGAAGGUUAGGAAAGAGAAGAGGGCAAGAAAGAUGAUGAGGCAAGGAAGAAAGAGGAGAGACAGGGAAGAAAGAGGAGAGAACAGGAAAUAGAAAAAAAAUGGAGAAAAAGGUAUUGAGAGAAAGAAAGAGAGAGAGAGAGAGAGGAUAGGUUUUUUUUUUACUUAAUUUGCCAUGGUUUAUCUUUGAAGCUUUUCUUGUUCCAUAUAUAGACAAUGCAUUAUUAUUAUUUCUGGGCUCUAGUUUUGCUUCAGUUCUUUUUUUUUUUUUAGUUUUUAGUUAAGUUUGCUUUGAAAUAUCUUGUUCCCAUUAACCUCAAAUAUUUUAACCACGCUUGUUUUUUGCUCUUUUUUUUUUACGUUUUAUUCCUUAAUUUUUUUUUUUAUGUGAAUUUUAGUUGCUUUUAUGUUUUUUUGGGGGGUUGUGUAUCCUUUUAAAACACUGACGUACGUACAUUAAGUUUUUAAGAAGUGUUCCAAAUAUACACAUUACAUUAUUACUUUCUCUGUGUUCUUUAUGCCUUUUGUUAAAAUUUCUAUGUGGCUUUGUUUAUUUAUUUAUUUAUUUUUUAUUUUAUUUAUUUAUUUAUUUAUUCAUUUAUUUAUUUAUUUAUUUGUUUGUUUAUUUAUCUAUUUUAUUUACUUAUUUUUUUUAUUUAUUUAUUUUUUUCCUCCAUUUUUAUAACACUGACUUGCCAAUUUAUAGUUUUUGGGAAGCGUUCCAGCUAUACACAAUGCGUCACUAUUUCAUUAUUUCAGUGUUCUAUUUCUUUCUUUAUGUUUGAAUUGCAAGUCUCUUUUUUUUUUUUUUUUUUUUUUUUUUUUUUUUUUAUGCUUUGCUUUUUAUGCUUUUAUGUUCUUUACCUUUGUUUUUAUAUUUCUUAUCUUUGUUUCCUCCACUUUAUAAUACUAACUGAAGAAAAUAAGGUUUCUUCAUCAGACAAAUAUAUUUACUGAUUCAAUUUAAUUUCUCAGUAACUGUACCAUUCAUUAGUGUGUCAGGACAUUUGUUUUACACACUAAGGUAUUCAGAAAUGCUACUGUCCACCACCACUCUCCAAAGGCUCUCGUUGAAGUCACACGGGUUUUUAAGGGUGUUUCUUACAGUUCGAGUGACAGAUUAACAAGAUUUCUACAUUAUUAACUGGAGAAACACUCUUGAGCACUCAGCUAAUCAUCUCUGUGGCAUUGGAAAAUAGCCGUGGUGAAGUAAUAUGGGAUUUUAAGAUGUUUUUUACGGUUCUAGUGACAGAUUAACAAGAUUUCUACAUUAUUAACUGGAGAAACACUCUUGAGACUCUGGCUAAUCAUCUCUGUGGCCUUGGGAAGUAACCGUGGUGAGAGAGCAGAGCAUUUUUUAAUAUUGGGUAUUGUAGGGUGGAAAGUAAGGUUUCUUCGUCAAAUAUAACCACUUAUUCAUUUUAAUCUCUUUGCUGUAACUUCAUUCAAUAUUCUUGUGGGGAUUUUCGUUUUGCACACACUGCAUGGUGCUGUAACGGUUCUGUUUUUGGCACAAGCUGGAAAGAGACCGAAUAAAUGCUUCAUGACUUG